AUGGCCAUGGACUCGUCUCUUCAGGCCCGCCUGUUUCCCGGUCUCGCUAUCAAGAUCCAACGCAGUAACGGCUUAAUUCACAGUGCCAAUGUAAGGACUGUGAACUUGGAGAAAUCCUGUGUUUCAGUGGAAUGGGCAGAAGGAGGUGCCACAAAGGGCAAAGAGAUUGAUUUUGAUGAUGUGGCUGCGAUAAACCCAGAACUCUUACAGCUUCUUCCCUUACAUCCGAAGGACAAUCUGCCCCUGCAGGAAAAUGUAACAAUCCAGAAACAAAAACGGAGAUCCGUCAACUCCAAAAUUCCUGCUCCAAAAGAAAGUCUUCGAAGCCGCUCCACUCGCAUGUCCACUGUCUCAGAGCUUCACGUCACCGCUCAGGAGAAUGGCAUGGAGGUGGAGCUGCCUGCAGCUGCAAACCCCCGCAAACAGUUUUCAGUUCCUCCUGCCCCCACUAGGCCUUCCUGCCCUGCAGUGGCUGAAAUACCAUUGAGGAUGGUCAGCGAGGAGGUGGAAGAGCAAGUCCAUUCCAUCCGAGGCAGCUCUUCUGCAAACCCUGUGAACUCAGUUCGGAGGAAAUCAUGUAUUGUGAAGGAAGUGGAAAAAAUGAAGAACAAGCGAGAAGAGAAGAAGGCCCAGAACUCUGAAAUGAGAAUGAAGCGAGCUCAGGAGUAUGACAGUAGUUUUCCAAACUGUGAAUUUGCCCGAAUGAUUAAAGAAUUUCGGGCUACUUUGGAAUGUCAUCCACUUACUAUGACUGAUCCUAUUGAAGAGCACAGAAUAUGUGUCUGUGUUAGGAAACGCCCACUGAAUAAGCAAGAAUUGGCCAAGAAAGAAAUUGAUGUGAUUUCCAUUCCUAGCAAGUGUCUCCUCUUGGUACAUGAACCCAAGUUGAAAGUGGACUUAACAAAGUAUCUGGAGAACCAAGCAUUCUGCUUUGACUUUGCAUUUGAUGAAACAGCUUCGAAUGAAGUUGUCUACAGGUUCACAGCAAGGCCACUGGUACAGACAAUCUUUGAAGGUGGAAAAGCAACUUGUUUUGCAUAUGGCCAGACAGGAAGUGGCAAGACACAUACUAUGGGCGGAGACCUCUCCGGGAAAGCCCAGAAUGCAUCCAAAGGGAUCUACGCCAUGGCCUCCCGGGACGUCUUCCUCUUGAAGAAUCAACCCUGCUACCGGAAAUUGGGCCUGGAAGUCUAUGUGACAUUCUUCGAGAUCUACAAUGGGAAGCUGUUUGACCUGCUCAACAAGAAGGCCAAGCUGCGCGUGCUGGAGGAUGGCAAGCAACAGGUGCAAGUGGUGGGGCUGCAGGAGCAUCUGGUUAACUCUGCUGAUGAUGUCAUCAAGAUGAUCGACAUGGGCAGCGCCUGCAGAACCUCUGGGCAGACAUUUGCCAACUCCAAUUCCUCCCGCUCCCACGCCUGCUUCCAAAUUCUUCUUCGAGCUAAAGGGAGAAUGCAUGGCAAGUUCUCUUUGGUAGAUCUGGCAGGGAAUGAGCGAGGCGCGGACACUUCCAGUGCUGACCGGCAGACCCGCAUGGAGGGUGCAGAAAUCAACAAGAGUCUCUUAGCCCUGAAGGAAUGCAUCAGGGCCCUGGGACAGAACAAGGCUCACACCCCGUUCCGUGAGAGCAAGCUUACACAGGUGCUGAGGGACUCCUUCAUCGGGGAGAACUCUAGGACUUGCAUGAUUGCCACGAUCUCACCAGGCAUAAGCUCCUGUGAAUAUACUUUAAACACACUGAGAUAUGCAGACAGGGUCAAGGAGCUGAGCCCCCACAGUGGGCCCAGUGGAGAGCAGUUGAUUCAAAUGGAAACAGAAGAGAUGGAAGCCUGCUCUAACGGGGCGCUGAUUCCAGGCAAUUUAUCCAAGGAAGAGGAGGAACUGUCUUCCCAGAUGUCCAGCUUUAACGAAGCCAUGACUCAGAUCAGGGAGCUGGAGGAGAGGGCUGUGGAAGAGCUCAAGGAGAUCAUACAGCAAGGACCAGAUUGGCUUGAGCUCUCUGAGAUGACCGAGCAGCCGGACUAUGACCUGGAGACCUUUGUGAACAAAGCGGAAUCUGCUCUGGCUCAGCAAGCCAAGCAUUUCUCAGCCCUGCGAGAUGUUAUCAAGGCCUUGCACCUGGCCAUGCAGCUUGAAGAGCAGGCUAGCAGACAAAUAAGCAGCAAGAAACGGCCCCAGUGAUGACUGCAAAUAAAGAUCUGUUUGGUUUGACACCCAGCCUCUUCCCUGGCCCUCCCCAGAGAACCUUGGGCACCUGGCGGGUCUAGGCAGGGUCUGAGCUGGGACAGGUUCUGG
Nomascus leucogenys (northern white-cheeked gibbon) is the source of this 2292-nucleotide messenger RNA. RefSeq names its product kinesin family member 2C (gene KIF2C). NCBI's taxonomy places the organism in Eukaryota, Metazoa, Chordata, Mammalia, Primates, Hylobatidae. The record is from RefSeq and is a predicted model, not a curated record. Gene Ontology annotation, molecular function: ATP binding; microtubule motor activity; microtubule binding. Gene Ontology annotation, biological process: microtubule-based movement.